GUAAACAUGUGGCAGUCUUGUUUGGCUUGAAGCUUGAAGUUCGUUCAUUCCGCAUUACGAUCAUCAUCUUCAAUCACUGCAGCCAAGAUGUUUAACGCACCGCGGCCAGCACAACGAUAUGCUUCCACGCCUGUCAACGGGCUUGGAGGCAGUUUCGUAGACGAAAAUCCGCUGGCCGCCUCAAUUUACGACGAUCCGUGGAGCACUGCACCCUCACCUUCCCCGCAGCCCAUACCAAGUGGGACAUCUGCUCUUAGCUCUGUACUAGCGGAAGCGACCAUCCCGGAUUCAUAUAACAGGGCAUUUGCAGUCGUGGAUGGAACACACUCCGGAGAGACGUCCGUAAAUGCUCUGUCUCGUGUCUUGUCGACGUCUGGAUUGCCUGCGACGACUGUGGAUAAAAUCGUGAACCUCGUAAGCUCUCGACCAAAAGUGUCCAAGCUGGAGUUCUUCGUAGCACUUGCAUUAUUGGCGCUUGCUCAGUCCGGCAAAGAUAUUAGCGUGGAACAAGUCGCCGCCCUCGCUGCAGAAAACAGUUUACCCGAACCCUUUCUCAACCUUGAUACCUUACAACCGAGCACGUCAGCUUUCUCUACUCCCUACACGACCUACAGACAGGCCACUCUGGACCCGUGGAGCGUACCUCGAUUAGCAAGUAAUGGGGGAGGGCCUGACUUCGCUACCCCUCGCAGUGCAACGACGAUCAAUGGCGGAGCCGCCUCUAGUUUGGCGGGGUCGGGGCUUCCGAAGGAGUGGUGGAAUAAACAAGAAUCUGUGGAGGUGACUAUCCAAGGGCAGCAGGGGUUCAUCUUGAAUCGGUAUACGGUGUAUGAGAUUAUCACUGAAAACGGUACACCUGUUCAUCGCCGGUAUUCGGAGUUUGCGUUUUUGUGGGACUGCUUGGUUCGACGAUACCCUUUCCGUCUCUUACCCGCCCUUCCGCCAAAGCGCGUGCAGCCCGAUGCUGCGUUUAUUGAGCAACGAAGGAAAGGCCUUGCGAGGUUUCUGAACGCUGUAAUAAACCAUCCGGUGAUCAAGGAGGACGGUCUCCUUGCGACGUUCCUUUCGGAAUCUUCCUUCGAGAACUGGCGGAAGCACACCGCCGUGUCGCUAGAGGAAGAAUCUGCAAGCAAGCGAAUUGAUAGGAUAGAAGAAAUUACAGUCCCAAGUGACCUCGAAGAGAAGCUUAUUUUCGUGCGGGGAAAGAUCAAUCCGUUGAUAGAGCAGUGGCAGAGAAUAUGCGUGUUAGCAGAGCGCAUAAUAAAGAGACGCGAAUCAGCUGCGGUACGGAUCCCUUCAAGUCUCAGGCGCACCUAUUUACCGGCUCACUUCACAUUCCCUUUCUUCUCCUCCCAUCAUUCUCCUCUCGAUGAUCAUGAUCAUGUAUCUGGACCCGCUUCGUCGACGACGUCGUUGGUUUCCGGGUCUUUUUCAAUGCUGUCCUCACGCACCACGAAUUCCGAUGACUUCGAAUCGGAUGAUCAGGCAGAUCUAGCGCGGCUGACAAAUGUGCUGAGAGCCGUCGUUGAGGUGAACGAACGGUGUUGGAGGGGAGAUGAGUGCGAGUUGUGUGACGGCGUGCGACAGGGGAUUAGACAUGUUGCUUCCCAUACACAACAGCAGUCUGAUUUACUGGAACGACGAACGAAUGUAUUGCUCUACUCAACAUUGGAGGCGCUGAAAAGUCAGCGAGAUCUGUAUAUUACCAUGCGAGAUCUUUUCGUCCGUCACGACCGUCUGUCUGUCGACAAUGUCGACCGGUUGAAGAAACGAGUUGACUUGAAUUCGAUGAAACUCGAGGGGAUCAAGGCUGCUCAGAAGGACGGCUGGCAAGAGGACGCUGAUCGGGUUGUUGUUCUCAUAGAGAAAGACCAAGCGACUAUCUCUACACUCAUGAACCGAAGAGUGUUUAUUCGUGCUUCGAUGUGGCAUGAGCUUCGUGUGGUGCUGCACAAUAGGGAGAAUGCUUUGCUCAGCCAGUUGGUGCAAAAUCUCGCUCGUGACGAGCAGGCUUUCGCCGACAAUGCGCUUGCUAAUUGGGUAUCUCUUGGAAAUGUUGUCGAGGGGAUGCCAUAUGAGUAGGAAUAUGAUUACUUAGUAUGUUGUGGAUAUAUCCUGAAGCUCUACGUAGCUGGUAUGAUAAUGUGACGAGACGACUUUGUGAUAUCGAUUAGACGCUGGGGUAUGUACGUAUA
Suillus paluster is the source of this 2195-nucleotide messenger RNA. RefSeq lists its product as uncharacterized. Gene Ontology annotation, molecular function: phosphatidylinositol-3-phosphate binding. The record is from RefSeq and is a predicted model, not a curated record. Bases 88 to 2082 code for a protein of 664 amino acids. Lineage: Eukaryota; Fungi; Basidiomycota; Agaricomycetes; Boletales; Suillaceae. The transcript is spliced from 12 exons. Gene Ontology annotation, cellular component: endosome. Gene Ontology annotation, biological process: retrograde transport, endosome to Golgi; protein targeting to vacuole.